Messenger RNA from Papilio polytes (common Mormon), 5783 nucleotides. RefSeq lists its product as uncharacterized. The transcript is spliced from 8 exons. The coding region runs from base 356 to 4987 and encodes 1543 amino acids. NCBI's taxonomy places the organism in Eukaryota, Metazoa, Arthropoda, Insecta, Lepidoptera, Papilionidae. Gene Ontology annotation, molecular function: protein binding. The record is from RefSeq and is a predicted model, not a curated record.
CGCGCACUCUCCGCUGUGCGCCGCCGACGUCGCGACGCCGCCGCUAACUGCUCGCUGCUCGCUGCACCGUGCGCUCACAGCCUCACGCCGCGAACGCGACCAUUCUAUCCGCCUCGCGCCUCGCCACCUCGCACCUCGCGCCUUGCGCCUUGCGCCUCGCACCUCGCCGCCUCCGUCGCCGACCGCCGACCGUCGAGUGAACAUGUUUUAACUUUAACCGUCAAUAGUGCUACGGAACUCUCAGUGAACGUGUAUAACUAUUUUACGCUUCAUAUAUUUUUUUAAGCGAUCGUCAUCAUAUUUCGAUCGCAAGCUGACUGCGGUGAGUGAUACCGUGCGGCGCGCGGCUCGCGGCAUGGAGGCAGGGGCAGCCGCUGAAGAAUUCAUCACUAUAGUACCGGUGGGCGAGGGUAAGCCUGCCGUGAAAGAAUCGGAUUUUGUUACAGUGCUGUCAGUGGGUGCGGCGGCAGGCGCCGCUGAAGUCGUAGUGCAGAGACCGCGCGGGGCGCGACUUGGUCUCGGUCUAAAAUUCGAAGGAGGUUCCGCUGCCGCCGAAAAAGUCCGGAGACUUCUUGUACAAUCAUGUGCUGAAGAUAGCCCCGCUGCUAAUGCAUGUGCCCCUUGGGGUAAACUCAUACCCGGAGAUGAGAUACUAGCAAUCGACGGUGUUUCUGUGUCCGAUCUUACAAGAAUAGACUGCGUUAGACGUUUGAAGGAUUCCGAUGAAACUUUAAAGCUUUUAGUUCGACAUUUUGAUCCAAAUGAAAAAAGUAAAAUGGACCCUGUUGAGGAGCUUUUAACUAUGAGCCAAAAUACAGAUAUAAAUAUGCAAAUUACUUUACCACCUCCAGUUCCACCCAGAAAACUAGGAAAGAAAAACUCCUUUAAAGACAAACAAACACUACAAACAGUCGGUGAACAAAAUGCACUAAUUAACAUUGAUGGCCAAAAGCAAUCUUCUAAUGAUAAAGAAGGUUUAAUAACAAGUCAACAUGUGAUUUCUAACGUAACUAAGCUAUCAAGAAAGUCAUCAUUUGAUAGUCACAUACAUCGACAAAAUAAGGAAGGCAUAACAUACUUCAAGAAAGGAUCACCGGAUGAAGUAAGACGCUUAGUUCGGAGAUUGUCCGAUGGAAAAGUAAUGCCAGCUGAGGCAGAAGUAUAUAUUGACUUACUCUCAAACGAGUGGGAACGGUGUUUGGUUAUGGCCGAUGCAGAAUCUGAUGAUACAGGUAGUUCCAUUUCGACUGUUGUAGAUAGGUUGGGGUCAAUGGCAAGUUCGGUUGAAAAUAGCAUACCGUCAACUCCAAUAAUGCAGCCUAAGACAUUUGAUAUACAAAAAGUUUUGAAUUGUAUUGAAAAUAUUGAUUCAAAUAUAUUGAAAGACAUGACCAAUGGAAAAUUUAUAGAAGAUGAAAUUAAUUUAAAAAAAGAAUUUAAAAAGAUAGAAAAUAACACAAAUGGGCUGACUGUAUCAGAAAAAAGUUUAAAAAACACUCAAACAAAAGAGGACACUAAAAUGCAAUUUAAAAAGGAAAUUCAGGUAAACGACAAAAAUAACAAUUAUACUAUUGCACCUUGCAAUCUGCCAAAAGGAGAAAAUGCAGAACCAGAUAAAAAAGAACAAACAGAGGUGAAACAAGAUGUCGCAGCAGAAAAACCUAAACCUAUGCCUAGAAACACGAAGGUUGAGCGAUCUGCAAGUGAAAAGAAAAGAAAACCGAUUCCGCUUCCAGAAACAUUGCCUCCGCCAGUUCCCGAACCAUUACUGACACCUACUAAAAAGACAUGCAUAGAAACAUGGCUGCAGCGAUCCGAAGCCGAAAUGAAUAAUAAGAUAGAUGACAAGUAUGAUGAAAAUAUAGCACCAGAAGCUCUGCCACGGCUUAUUGACUUUGUUCCAAAGACUCAGUUUAAAGAAAACUCAAAGGAAGCACCAGUGUGUACGCGGCCUACGACAGCUCCGCCGCCGCCCCCGGUGGAAACUCGUGAGGACGGCUCUGGAGCCUCGCUGGAUACCAUCGGUGAAAUGGAUGAAUCCGGCGACGUGACCGACAGCGCGAAAAGCGUAAAGAAAGAUGAAACGAAAACUCGAAAAUCUUCGUUUGAAAGAAACUUUUGGGAAGAUCGCAUCCACAAGAGUGACGCAGAAGAUAAAAGCCUUUCAAACGAUGAAACACCUCUUCCUACUUGUCCCCGACAACCUCCUGACGGGGUGGAGACUCCCUCUGAUGUGGUAGACAAGGCUCCGGAUUUACCAACGAGGCUACCCCCUCGACUUCCACCAGCCUUAUAUGCUGGAACGACGCGUCCAAGAUUAUCUUAUUUAUCAAGAACUCAAGAUGCCAGAAGCGAAGCUAGCGUUAAGGAUAAAAUUGCCAUGUUCUCUAAUGACCUCGCAACUUCAACUGAUCGCCUGGAUAAGUGUGGAACACUGCCAGUUAGAACUAAGUCAACAUUAAGAAACAAUACACCGUCUUACUCAAACAGUUUUUCUGAAGUGUCUACAUUAGACAGACGUUUGACGAAGUCUACAGAUAAUUUGGAUGAUACCCCCCGAUCUUAUAAGAGACAUACAGAUCGGCCAGAAGUGCUUGGAGCACUCGAAAUAAGUAAUAAGGAAGUUAAAAAUAGCCGAUUCUCACAUUCCGAGCUUACAAAAAUGCCUUUGUUCUACGGAAGUACAACGACUCUACCGUCCUCUGUUGAUGCGUCUUUCAGUCGAAGUGUAUACCACAGUAGAAGCGUAAGUGAUGAUACUAGCAACAAAAAUGUAAGCGCUCAUAAGUUAGAACAUAUUAUAGAGCAAAGAAAAAAAUCGUUAUCGAAGCUUCGUGGCCUUGUAAUCCCAGAAGUUCACUCGCCGAUCGUUGACCUACCUGAAAUAAAAGUGAAAGAUUCCAUCUCUAAACCAUUCAUUUUAAAAUAUAAUCAAAACGACACGUAUAAAAAAGAUAAUUUGACAAUGACAAGAUCAUUAAGUGUAAACGAAAACAAAUGGAAUACUAAUUUCUUGCCAAAUAACAUACCUAAAUACUCACCUGCUUUCAAAAGAAAAUCCUUGCAAGUAUACAGUCCCUCGUCACUUUCGAAGGAAUCUACACCGGAAAGAAAAUUAUUAGAGAGAAUAGACGUUCAAAAUAAGACAUAUAAUAAGCCAAGCCUUGCAAAAACCUUGAGAAGUACAUUGGAAUCAGGAAGCCUUUUGCAAUCACCUAUCAAAGACUACAAAAAAUCUUUAGGUGACAUUCGUGAUUACAAGAAUGUCGAAAUCAAAAUAUGUACUACAACUGAAAUAGUUGACAGUGACAAUGAGUCUGCAUUGAGUUCAGCCCAGUCAAGUUAUCGUUCGUCAGCGUCCUCACCUAUGCAUCACAUUGACGCUAUAGAAUCGGAUAGCUCUCGCCUUUCCCCGAGAAUUUCACAAUACACAUCUUAUUCCCUGGUCAAGUCAGAAAUUCCUUCUAAAUCUUCAAAUACAGAGAAGAGUUGUGAGGAAUUUAUCAAACGCAAAGUUUGCCGUUCUGUAUCUUCAGAUACCAAUAUAUCUCUCAGUUCUUCGGCAGGAUCUGCUGCCACUUCUGGAUCACAAGCGAGCUGCAGUUCGCUUGAGAGUUCUGUUGCUGACUCAGACAAGAGAAAAGUUUCGAAAGUCUACAACGUAGAUACUAUAAAUAGAAGAAACAUCUUAGCUUCAGCAAAAUGCAGGAGCGGACGAGAUAUAAAUCUAAAAUCACCCGUUGUUGAAACAAAAUUCUCCCAUGAGUCUUACAACAGAUCUCCUAGUCCUACACUGAAAACGUCUGAACGUCUUUCUACACUCACAUCUUCAGUGAGUGCUAUAACGAAUAAAGGCGAGACCAGACGACGUAACAAGGUAAUCGCAGAAUCCGAUUCUGACACCGAUGACGAUACUCAUGCCAGAAACAGGAAAACUGAGUACAAAGCUUCAAGAUUGAAACGAAACUCAAGUAUUUCUAACAAGAGUAAACAAAACGAAAACAGCUAUGAACCUUCAAAGAUUGAGGAGGGAUCGAAACUUAUCAAAGAAAAAAUUAUCCAGGAAUCUACAAAGACGACGUCAGAACACUAUGGUGAAAAUAAAUCAAACAAUUUAGCCACACAUACUCAAUCAGUGCAAAGAAACAAUGAUAUUCAAAAAAGGAAAGAGAUUGAAACCCUAACAUCAAAGAAAAGUAUUGUUAACAAUAUUGACGUUGUCGAUAAUGUAAAGCCUAUGUUGUCCUAUGAAAAGUCCGAUAAAAUUGUUAACAACAAAAAGGAAGUAAGUAACAAUAAAUUUGACAGCAAAUAUAGUGACCAGCCCAAGACUUCGACAUCUAUAAUCAGACUGAAGAAAGCUGUUGGUUCAGGCGUUGGAGUCAUACUGGCUGGAGGCACAGACUGUGAAGCGAAGGACGUUACGGUCCAUCGAGUUCUAUCUGAUAGUGUAGCAGCAAAAGCAGGUCUGAAGAGAGGAGCAAAAAUUAAAGCCAUCAAUGGCUGUACUAUGAUGGGUCUCACACACGCGCAGUCAGUCACAAUUCUUAAGGAACAACGUUCAGAAGUAGUUAUUGAAAUAGAAAAUGAAAAUGCAGCGAACGACAGUGUAACGGGUUGCGGCUCUGAAAAAGCGGAGUCGAAGGAUCGUCAGAAGAGAGUCGAAGUAUCGAUCAAAGAAGAUAACAGUCCCAGUGAUGUAGUAACUGUAAUUGUAGAGAAGGCCGGCGGUGGGACAGGACUCGGUUUCGGAUUGGACGGCGGUCGGGAUUCGCCACACGGUGACCGGCCUUUGACCAUCAAAAAACUAUUUGCAGGUGGAGCAGCUGCUCAAAGUGGUCGUAUUCUAGUCGGUGCAGAACUACUCUCUGCUGGAGGGCAGUCUAUGGAGACAUUCACACGAACCCAAGCUUGGGCAGCUUUGAAAUCAUUGCCCGCCGGUCCUGUUGCCUUGGUACUAAGAAACCCUAAGGGUACUAAAGCCUAAUCUAAAUAUAAAACAAAAGCUGGUUAGAUGUGUUAUAGGUAUGUAUAGUUCAUCUUACCUUGGCGUUCAGAGUGUGUUCUUGUAUAUGUAAAAGGAUCAAAAUCUGCACGCACCAAGAUAAGUUGAAUUAUCUACGGAGUUUUUUCUGAAUGCAGAUUGAUUGGAUCGGUUGCCCAAGGCGAAUGAAUGUGAUGCUUGAAGAGGCAGUAUUUUGAUGUUUAGGCAUAGUACUACUGUAAUCACUUUUUCUACAAAAAAACAAUAAAAAUUAUAAAACAAAAUAGAUUUAAGAUAAGACAUAAUAAUUUUGAUAUUGAAAGCAACGACGAGUAAAUAACUUGUUACAUGCAUUAGUCAGUAUUGUUUAGAUUUUUGUAUAUAAAAAUAAUUCUUAUUUACUUACAAUAUUAUCCUAACACGAUACAAAUGUAUUUUCUUACGUAAGACCUUUUUAAGACUGUAUUCCAUUUUUGUUAAAUUGUUUAUUUAUUAAUUCGAUUAAUUUAAAACUAGUCUGUACAAUGACAUUUUGUGAUGUUAAACAUUUCUUAAUUCUAGGCAUUGUACUUAAAUAUAGUUAUGGAGUAAAGGAGACGAUGUCGAUCUAUUGUUGAGUGCCAUCUUGAAAUAAAUGUCUAGAAAUAUAUACUAACAUUUUUAGAUCAUUUACGAAAUAUUAUUUCAUUUGGUACUACAACGAUAAAAAUCUCAAUUAUAUUAAGUAACUUACGUGCUUUGUAACCCUGUUAAUGUUUGUAAGCAUAUAACUGUAAAAUGAUAUUGCUUAACCAAUUAA